Molecule: messenger RNA, 2436 nt
Organism: Diuraphis noxia (Russian wheat aphid)
Lineage: Eukaryota; Metazoa; Arthropoda; Insecta; Hemiptera; Aphididae
Gene: GlnRS
Product: Glutaminyl-tRNA synthetase
Biological process (GO): glutaminyl-tRNA aminoacylation; translation
Cellular component (GO): aminoacyl-tRNA synthetase multienzyme complex; cytosol; cytoplasm
Molecular function (GO): ATP binding; glutamine-tRNA ligase activity
Source: RefSeq, a predicted model, not a curated record
AUAUUGCUGUCAAAGAUUUACAUACUCCAAUAGGAACUGUUUCGAGUGCUCUGAUCAGAACAAAAGAUAUUCUAAGUCUUGAAAUAGAUAUUGAUAUUGAAAAUGUCUGAUUUGGAAUUGUUUGUAUCUAUUGGCCUUUCCGAAGCUAAAGCUAAAGAAACUAUAAAAAAUAAAAAUUUAACUUCCAAUUUAAAAAAAGUCAUUAAUGAAUUUCCAAAAACAGAUCAACCUUUAAUUAAUUAUGGCACUUUAUUGUAUCACCUAGCUUCCAAGUUAAAAAAUCAAGACUUUAAGUAUGUAAGUCUCAUCGACUUAUACAUAUUUGAAAACAAGUUGGAUACAACCCAAAGAAUUGAUUGUAGUUUGGAAUACUUACGCUCAGUAAUAUCUGAAAAUAUAGAUGUWUCUGAAUUAAAUAAAGCUUGUGGGGUUGGCRUUGUUGUUUCUAUAGACGAAAUAAAGCAAACAGUUAAAGACAUUAUAUCUCAAAACAUAAAUGAAUUAAUUGAGAAAAGAUAUAAGUUUAACACUGGUGGUCUAAUGCAAGAAGUUAGAAAACAACUGKUKUGGGCUGAUGGAAAAGCAAUAAAAAAUGAAGUUGACAGUCAAAUUUUGAAUAUUUUAGGCGCUAAAACUGAAGCUGAUUUAGCACCUGUUCAAAAGCAAAAGAAAGUCAAAGAAAUCAAACCUAUAGAAGAAAAAAAGACUCUUGUGUAUGAACCAUUGUCCAUUGAAGAGUUGAUGAGUAAAGUGGACUUUCAUAAGCCUGGAGAAAAUUUUAAAACUGACGGUUAUGUUAUUACAACGAAUACAGAAAAGUUAUUAUCAAAACAUUUAAAAGAAACUAGUGGCAAAGUUAUUACCAGAUUCCCUCCAGAACCUAAUGGAAUUUUACAUAUUGGUCAUGCCAAGGCCAUUAAUAUAAAUUUUGGAUUUGCCAAAGUUUCUAAUGGAGAAUGUAUUCUCAGGUAUGAUGAUACGAAUCCAGAAAAGGAAGAAGAAAAAUAUUUUACAGGUAUCAAAGAAAUGGUAGAAUGGUUAGGCUAUAAACCUCACAGAAUCACCCAUUCUUCAGAUUAUUUUGAUCAGCUCUACGAUUUGGCUAUUGCUUUAACAAAAAAAGGAUUGGCUUAUGUCUGCCAUCAAAAACAACAAGACAUGCAAGGAUUUAAUCCACCGCCAUCCCCAUGGCGUAAUCGUCCAGUUGAGGAAAAUCUGUCUUUAUUUAAUGAUAUGAAAAAUGGAAUUUUUGAUGAAGGAGAAGCUACAUUGAGAAUGAAAGUAACUCUUGAAGAAGGAAAACAAGAUCCAGUUGCUUAUCGUAUCAAAUUUUUGCCACACCAUCGUACUAAAGAUAAAUGGUGUAUAUAUCCAACGUAUGAUUAUACCCAUUGUCUUUGCGAUUCUAUUGAAAAUAUUACACAUUCUCUUUGCACUAAAGAAUUUCAAAAUCGAAGAUCUACUUAUUAUUGGUUAUGCAACUCGCUCGAUCUUUAUUGCCCUGUACAAUGGGAAUAUGGUAGACUUAAUAUGAACUAUACAGUUGUAUCUAAAAGAAAAAUUGGUAAAUUAAUUGAAAAUAAAAUUGUUAAUGAUUGGGACGACCCUAGGUUGUUUACAUUAUCUGCAUUGCGGCGUAGAGGCUUUCCUGCAAAAUCAAUUAACUCAUUUUGUGCACGUAUGGGUGUAACUGGAGCUCAAGCUAUUGUUGAUCCAAAAAUGCUUGAAUCUGAAGUUCAAGAUUACCUAAAUCUUACAGCAUUUAGAACUAUGGUUGCCCUUGAGCCUUUGAAAAUAAUUAUUACCAACUUUGAAAAAUUAAAUAAGCCAUUUUCAUUAAGUGUUCCUGAUUUUCCAAGUGAUCCAGACAAAGGUUGGCACGAUGUCAAAUUCUCAUCAGUGCUUUACAUUGAUUCCAUUGAUUUUAGUCAAAAUCCGGAUAAAGAUUAUCGCCGCUUAACCAUUGACCAAACUGUUGGUUUAAGAUAUGCAGGAAUUGUGAUAAAAGUGAUAAAAGUAAUAACUUCUGGGACAAAAAUAGAAGAAAUUCAUGUUGAAGCAACAGAUGUUAAAACUGCACCAAAACCAAAAGCAUUUAUACAUUGGGUUUCAAAUCCUAUUGAGAUUGAAGUCAGAUUGUAUGAUCGAUUAUUUAUGAGUAAAAAUCCAGAAGACACUAACCAAGUGCCAAACGGCUAUCUUAGUGAUGUUAAUUCAGAUUCAUUGAAAAUAGUCAAUGCUUAUGCUGAUGAACACAUAUUAAAAUCACCAGUGUUAAAGAAUUAUCAAUUUGAAAGAUUAGGGUAUUUUUGUGUGGAUUUUGAUUCUAAUGACACUAAAUUAGUGUUUAAUAGAACAAUUUCAUUAAAAGACGGGUCAUCAAAAUGAAAAUUUUAUUGUAAAAAUUGCAUAUUCAUAUUUUAUAUUUGAUAAUUU